Molecule: messenger RNA, 2447 nt
Organism: Nematostella vectensis (starlet sea anemone)
Lineage: Eukaryota; Metazoa; Cnidaria; Anthozoa; Actiniaria; Edwardsiidae
Product: non-structural maintenance of chromosomes element 4 homolog A
Exons: 10
Coding region: 294-1343 (349 amino acids)
Biological process (GO): DNA repair
Cellular component (GO): Smc5-Smc6 complex; nucleus
Source: RefSeq, a predicted model, not a curated record
AAUUUUAUACCCUGGAAAUUAUAUCUUUUUAAAAAUUAUUGUAUCAUCCACUUGAAAAAUGCAUUGUAUUGACCUAGGAGAAAGAAAUUGUGAUUAUUUUUGACAUUUGUGACAUUUCGCGUGACCAAGGUCCUUGUCACGCCAUCGCGGUAAGGAACGGCGGGAAAUCGAGACGAGAGCAUUCACGUGUGACUCUCUUGUUUAUGUUGUCGUUCUGAUUCUUGGAGGUCUUCUUACUGUACUUCUCCUACUUUUGGGGAAAUAGAAAGUCCAUUUACGUCUUGCUGUUCACUAUGAGCGAAGAUAAGAGUCAAAAUCCAGAGCAUUUCGAUCCGCAAGCUAAUCCCGGCGAGCGACUGCGUGUCAGAUACGAGUACCGCGAACUGAUUGCUGCCACGGAAAAAAACAGACAUGAGUUUAUUAGACCUGACUCCAGAGGAUUGCACAAGGCUUUGGACCAGGGCGAGGAGCUUUUCAGCAAAGUCAAGCAAACAAGAGAAGCUGUUCUUGAUUCUCAUUUCCUGGUAGUGUCUUCGACUCUUGGAGCUCAGCAAGUUCAACAGUUACAAACACAUCUAGUAAAAUUUGAGCCUGAAGUAUUUGCUGCUAAGUUGAUCACAUUUAUGGGUGGUAGAAAUCUUACAAAUCAAGAUGAUGAUGACGACGAUGAUGGUACUUUAUCACGGAGAAGACAAAGAGAGGUUCCACCUUUAGACUGGAAUAAGCUUGGAGAGAAGGUUUCCUCAAAGUUUAGAAAAACACCCUCUUUGACGUUCAUGUUUGGGCCACUUGCAUUUGACCCCCCUGAAAAAAAGAAGCCGCAGCAGCGUGCCAAAAAGACAGAUAAACCAGAUGCAUCACAGAAAGUCAUCCCAAGUCAGCUUGACAAGAUUGAAAGUCAGGAGGAAGCAACGACAAAGGAAGUGACACGGGUCUACUCCUGUCUUGUAAAAGCAACAGUUCCUACAGGUAAUACAGAUGUCAAUGGGGAUCUAGAGCCAGUUUGUUUCUUCAACUUUGUCAUCAACCCUGACAGUUUUGGGCAGACUGUGGAAAAUAUUUUCCAUUUAUCAUUUCUUAUAAAGGAAGGCCGUGCUAGUAUCAGUCUGAAGGAUGGAUUACCAUAUAUCUCACCAUCUGAGCCAUACAGGGAGGAACAAGGAAAACGGGUCCAGCAGAGAAAACAAGUGAUCAUGAAUAUCUCCCUACAAGAGUAUAAGGAAGCCAUUAAAGUAUUUGAAAUCAAGCAAGCAUUGAUUCCAACAAGACCCAGAAUCCAGCCAGGCAGAUCUGGCACGAUGAAUGGACAUAAUGGAACAGACCAUGGGUCAGACAGUGAUUGAUAACAAACAAAAUACAUGUUCCAACCAUACUUACAGUGGAACCUCAAUAAAGAUGACACUAUUAGGAAUGCGCCAUGGGGCAGACAGAGUUUGAUGACAAACAAAAUACAUGUUCCAGCCAUACUUACAGUGGAACCUCAAUAAAGAGGACACUAUUAGUAACGCGCCAUGGGGCAGACAGUGCUUGAUGACAAACAAAAUACAUGUUCCAGCCAUAGUUACUUGGAACUUCAAUAAAAGGAUGACACUAUUAGGACCCAUAACUGGCUUUUAUAAAUAGAUGUUAUUAUUAAGAAGGUUAAAGUUUAGAGGAAAUAUGUGGGACUAUCUUUUAUUGUGAAUGUGUGUCUUAGGACACACUGUUAUUAGGUUGGUUUUUAAAUUCAUCUUUGAAACCUAAGUUCUCUUGUACCUAGUUGUCUUUGCAACCAUUAUGCAUCUUGUCAUGCAAUUUACUCAUCCAGAAACUAAACUACAUUUUGUGACAGGUUCUUUAAAUGGUUGCAAAGAUCAAUUAUUUUUACUGCUUUGUAAAUAAAACAAAUUUCAUGGCCCAGGGGAUCAAAUAUUUAAAAGGAAAUUAUGCCACGAAAUGCAUAAAGAAAAGAAAAUACUUAAGAGUUAUGUUAGACAUUUUAGAAAGUUGUAACACAAGUCUAUUUAAUGUGCCUCAUGCUAGUCUGUGUAAUUUUAUUUGAAGAACAAUUGACACAUUACCUUGGGUACCAAUGGUUUUGUGCCAUUAAACACCCUGAGGCACUACGAACUAAUUCCUCUCAGCUUGUUUUUACUCAACCAGGAUAACACUCAAUCGAAAACCAGAGUCCUUAGUAUUUAGGUCAAUAAGAACAAUAUUUUAUAGACAUUACUGUAGGCACUGGGAAAGGCGAUAAAUAGAUUGAGAGAAUAUAUUGUCCAAUUUGUACAAAAUACUAAUAAUUUAAGAUUCUAGAAAUCAGAAUGAUAAAAUUAUGCAAUUUAGAAUGGAAUUCAUAGCAAUUUCUUUACUAGCCUUGGAAUGGAAGCUUCUGCUAUUAAAAUGUUAUGUUUAAUGCAUCUUAUGACAAAUUCAAUCAUAGUAUUUUAAUAAAAAGAUUAAGUUUA